AUGACCACGAUUGCAAGAUUUCUCGCUCUCAAGUACAAUCUGGAAGACCAAUCAAAAUUGGAUGUAAACCUUAUUAAGGAGUGCCAGAAGAAAAGACUAAUGGACACCAUUAAAUCUAAGAUGAUACAUUCAACGCUGUUUAAAUGCAUUCAGGAACCGAGUGCUGAUAUCGUGGAGUCCAAUGUAUGGCUAGCCAAUGGGAACAAUGGCCCAAAGGCCGAGGCACUAUAUUGCUUGGCCCAGGAUCGCAAUUUGUUUUUCGGAGAGGCAAAGCCUAAUUGUAACCAUUGCGGCUCGGCAAGAAAAACCGUGGAUCACCUAGCUACUCGAUGUAGCAGAAUGCUUCACGGGUCAUACAUGCGAAGACACAAUGAAAUUGUCAGAUGCAUACAUCUACACGUCUGUCGUCAGUACGGAAUAAAGAAAUGCAAGAAAUUGAAAGCACACUCAGUCCAGUCGGUCGUGGAAAAUAGUCGUGUUGAAAUACGAGUAGACAUGACGUUGCAGACCGACAUUGAAGUUAAAAACAACAAGCCAGACAUUUUCGUGCUUGAUAAAAUGAAAAAUGAGAUAACGAUAAUCGAAGUCGGGGUCACAUCCCAGGACAGGUUAAAGCAAGUCGAAGUAGAGAAACUCCACAAGUAUGAUCUACUUGCUGGAGAAUUGGCACAGAUUCACAAGGCAAAAGUCACGAUAGUCCCUGUCGUAUUGACAUGGGAUGGGGUAGUGACCAAGUUCUAUAAGUCCUACAUGAAAAAGUUGAAUAUAGAGGUCCCGACUAAGGCGUACAUUCAAUCAGUGACAAUCAAGAAAACCCUGGAGAGCAUGGUCGUUGAAUACAAACAUGGCAUGAAGGUCGACAACUACCAAAUUGAGAAGGAAACGGAUAGUCUUAUCGCUAGAGGAGAAGAACUGGGAGUGUCAGUUGACUUGCCAGAGGAGUCUGCUUUCUUACUGCAAUACGAAGAGGAGAGGUGUCAAGACAUGACCGGUCAACGGAGUAGUUCCCCUAAGAGAAGAGAGAAUAUCAAUUAA
Messenger RNA from Octopus sinensis (East Asian common octopus), 1035 nucleotides. RefSeq lists its product as uncharacterized. Bases 1 to 1035 code for a protein of 344 amino acids. Lineage: Eukaryota; Metazoa; Mollusca; Cephalopoda; Octopoda; Octopodidae. The record is from RefSeq and is a predicted model, not a curated record. The transcript has a single exon.